AUGGCAUUGCCACAAAAGAUCCUGAUUAUCGGAGGUGGUGUCUUCGGACUAUCAACCGCCCUCUCCCUCUCAAAGCGCCACCCACAAAGCCAAGUAACCAUAGUCGAAUCAUCCCCCACAAUCCCCAACCCGCACGGCUCAUCCGUCGACACAUCUCGCAUCGUGCGCGCCGACUACGCAAACGCAGCAUACUCCCAGCUCGCGGCAGCAGCCAUUGAGCGCUGGCGCAACACAGACUGGGGCCGGGAAGGCCGGUAUACUCAAAAUGGCCUGUUGCUGGUCUACCCUCCGCAAAGUGUGAGUGCGGAAAAGUACGCGCGCAAGAGUUAUGCCAAUGUCCGGAAGAUUGAGGGCGAUAAUGUUCAGUUCUUGCCUAGCCAGAAGGAGGUGCUUAGUGUUGUUCCGGCUUAUGGGAAGGAGUUGGAUGUUGCGGGGGGAUAUGUGAAUUGGGGAUCUGGGUGGUCUGAUGCUGCUGCUGCUGUUGCAUAUGCGAAAUCGCUGCUGGAUGCUGAGGGGAAGGUUGGGUUCCGGACUGGGAAUGUGCAGAGGAUUCUGUAUGAGGUUGUUAAUGGGAAGUCGAAGGCGAGGGGGGUGAUGCUUGCGGAUGGAACGAGUAUUGAGGCUGAUCUGGUUGUUGUUGCUGGUGGUGCGUGGUCGAGCAAGUUGGUUGAUUUGCGGGGCCGUGCUGUUGCGACUGGUCAGGCUAUUGGGUAUAUGCGGAUUUCAGAUGAGGAGCAGCGCGAGUUGGAGAAUCUGCCUACGAUUUUGAACUUUGAGACUGGCAUUUUCAUUAUCCCCCCGCGACACAAUUUGCUGAAGAUUGCGCGGCAUGCGUUCGGGUACCGCAAUCCGACUGCGGUUCCGGUUCCUGGUGGAGAGCAGGGGAGGACUAUGGAGGUUAGUUUGCCUGAGAAUGGGGCGCCUGUGCCGGCGGAGGGAUUGGAUGCCUUCCGGGUUGCGUUGAAGCAGCUGCUGCCACGGUUUGUGGAUAGGGAGUUUGUUGAUACCAGGGUGUGUUGGUAUACUGAUACACCUAAGGGUGACUUUAUUGUUUCUUACCACCCCGAGCAUGAGAGUCUUUUCCUUGCUACCGGUGGCAGUGGGCAUGCAUUCAAGUUCUUCCCUGUGCUUGGAGACAAGGUUGUUGAUGCAAUGGAGGGAACGCUUGACCCUGAGCUGAGUGAGAUGUGGACUUGGAGCGCUUCCGCUGCAUCAACUGGAGAGGACUUUGACGGUGAUGGUAGUCGAUCUGGGGAGAGGAGAGCGAACUUGAAGGACGAAUUGGCCAAGACGACGAAGGCGACACGAAGCAGUGUGCUGUAA
Penicillium salamii is the source of this 1323-nucleotide messenger RNA. The record is from the annotation of a GenBank genome assembly. NCBI's taxonomy places the organism in Eukaryota, Fungi, Ascomycota, Eurotiomycetes, Eurotiales, Aspergillaceae.